AUGUCAGUUGCACCAUCUCCUCCACAUGACUUUGAGCUUGAUCUUGAGCUAGACUUUGCUCCUGACGAUCAGUCCGAUGCUGCACCUGCUGAUCCUGAGCCGAUACCUGCUCCUGAGCCUUUGCCUGAUCUUGAUCCUAUCCCAUUUGGCAUACCUGACAUUGCACCACUCAUACCAGACCCAGUUCCUGCACCCGUUGACCCUCCUGUUAUUGAGUCAGUCACUCCCCCACUUGCACCUGCACCUGUUGAUGUUGCUCCUAUUCACCCAGAGACUCUCCUGGGGAGGGCACUUCAGGAGUCUGAUGUACACCGUGUCGAGCCGUCCAUUGUUUUCUUGCAGGAUAUACCCACACCCCGUCCAGGGGAAGGCACUUCUAGCCAGCAGCCUGGCCACGAUCCUCAUGUUCCAGCAGCAUUUCCCCACGUACCUCAGUCUGCACCUUCUGCUUAUUUUACUUCUUCACCACUUGAUGAGCCAUUCAGAUGGUUCCCACCGUACACCAUGAUUUCUGAUCCCUACCAUCCCUCGCACUUUACUGGUUAUACGCGGGAUGAGUUACUUCUAUCAUUGCAGCUUCAGUACGAGAUCAUGAGUCACAGGAUUCUAGAGCUUGAGAUGACACCGCGACCUUUUCCAUGUCCGUGUCAGCCAUCUUUUGUUCCCCCUCGUUCAUCAUUGUCCCCAUUUUCGCAUCCUCCUGCACCGCUUACUCCAUUUCCUAAGUUUGAUACUUAA
This is a messenger RNA of Helianthus annuus (common sunflower), 738 nucleotides long. Its product is annotated as vegetative cell wall protein gp1-like. The record is from RefSeq and is a predicted model, not a curated record. The coding region runs from base 1 to 738 and encodes 245 amino acids. The transcript has a single exon. NCBI's taxonomy places the organism in Eukaryota, Viridiplantae, Streptophyta, Magnoliopsida, Asterales, Asteraceae.